AUGACCACAGAACCUACCAAGCAAAAAACCAAGUCAAACGAACAAACACCAGCUGCUCCAGAACAAGAAUUAUCAAAAGAACAAACCAUAUUACAAAAACAACAAUUAAAUGAAGGAUCAGAUGAAGAAUACGUAUCAGAAAAUGAAGAAGUUAUAGAUUCAAAUGAUAUCACACAGGAUAAUAAUCGUAUUGAUCUAAAUAUGAAUUUAGAUAAUGGAGAACGUAAAAUUUGGCUAGUUAGAUUACCAAGAUUUUUAAUUGAAAAAUGGAAAGAAUCAGAUAAUUAUUUCCAAGGACAAGAUUUAGGUAAAAUUAAAAUUAAACAAAAUAAUGUUAAUAAUAAAGCUCCAUAUCUGAAGAUGCAAUUGAAUGAAAAUGAUCCAAAUUUUGAAGAUAUCCCACAUAAUUAUGAAUUAAAUAUGACAAAACCUACAGUGGAGAAUCAAUAUAUUUUUAAUGAACAAAAUGUAAAUGGAUUGAAAAGACAAAAUGGGAAACAAGAUGAAGAUGAUAAUACUAAUCAUAAUGGUGGUGUUAAGAAAGAAGAUGGUACAGUAACAAAAAAUGAGCUAGAUAAUGAAGUUCAAUCUAAAAAACCAGAAUUGAAACCAAUUGAUAAAAGAGAAGCUGCAAUGUUAAGAAGACGUAGAAGAUUUAAUAGAUAUAAAAAUAGAGAUGGUACUGAUAAAGUGAUACCUUUUGUUAAGACAAUUCCAAAGAAAACUUCAUUAAUUGGUAAAAUUGCACAUGAAUGUCAAAUUACUCCAAUGGUUAAUGAUCCAAAUUAUUCCAAAAUUAUUCAAAGAAGAAAGAAUUUAAUCAAAGAAGAACCAAGACCAACUGUUACAUUAUUAAACGAAAUUCCUGGUGUUACUUUAAGUAAUGCAGGUUUAACAUUAAAGACAGAUACUUCAAAAUUCUUAAAAUCUUCAGCAUCAACUAAAAACAAGAAUGAAGGUAGAGCAAUUCGUAUGCCACAAAAAGACCUGUUUGAUUUAUUAUUCAAACUGUUUGAUGAAUAUGAUUAUUGGUCAUUAAAAGGUUUAAAAGAACGUACAAAACAACCAGAAGUUUAUUUAAAAGAAACUUUAGAACAAAUUGCUCAAUUAAUUAAAAAAGGUCCUUAUGCUUUAAAAUAUGCAUUAAAGAGAGAAUUUAAAGAAUUAAAAGAUCAAGAAAGAGCUGAAAGAUUAGGUGAAUUAAGUAAAGAAAAUGAAGAAGAUGAUGAUGAAGAAGAUAAUGAUGAAGAUGUUGAAAUGGAAGAUGUUGUUUGA
Molecule: messenger RNA, 1275 nt
Organism: Hansenula ciferrii
Lineage: Eukaryota; Fungi; Ascomycota; Saccharomycetes; Phaffomycetales; Wickerhamomycetaceae
Gene: TFG2
Product: transcription factor IIF subunit TFG2
Exons: 1
Coding region: 1-1275 (424 amino acids)
Biological process (GO): transcription by RNA polymerase II; transcription initiation at RNA polymerase II promoter
Cellular component (GO): transcription factor TFIIF complex
Source: RefSeq, a predicted model, not a curated record